Messenger RNA from Trichechus manatus latirostris (Florida manatee), 429 nucleotides. RefSeq names its product family with sequence similarity 24 member A (gene FAM24A). The record is from RefSeq and is a predicted model, not a curated record. Bases 1 to 429 code for a protein of 142 amino acids. The transcript is spliced from 3 exons. NCBI's taxonomy places the organism in Eukaryota, Metazoa, Chordata, Mammalia, Sirenia, Trichechidae.
AUGUACAGCAAGGGGUCAGUGCUGACUCCUGACUCCGGCAGUGAAUGCGCUUCCGGAGGCCAGGGAUCUUGGCUGUGUUGGGAGGGAAGCCGCAUUCACUGCUUGCCUGCCCUUCUCUGCCUAGGUGUGUGUGAGAUGUUUGACCACAAGACCAUGAUCAUGAUCAUCGUCGGUAGCUGCUUGCUGCUUACGGCGUUGGUGCUGACAGGUGUUGUCAUAGGUCUUUACUUCAAAGUGACCAGAGCAAGGAAAGCUGCAAAGCCCUGUGUUGCUGGGCCCUUGAAGAAUAAUAAUUCAGCCGUUGACACCCAGGCCGAGUCUGUCACCCCUGUGUCCUCUGCCACCGUCCAGCUGUGUGAGGAGUGCAGCCUGUAUGCGGCGUACAACCCCCUCCCGCCCUGCUUCUGCGACACAAACGAGGGACUCUGA